Histoplasma capsulatum G186AR is the source of this 2544-nucleotide messenger RNA. RefSeq lists its product as uncharacterized. Gene Ontology annotation, cellular component: plasma membrane. The coding region runs from base 1 to 2544 and encodes 847 amino acids. Gene Ontology annotation, biological process: potassium ion import across plasma membrane; intracellular potassium ion homeostasis. The transcript is spliced from 2 exons. The record is from RefSeq and is a predicted model, not a curated record. Gene Ontology annotation, molecular function: high-affinity potassium ion transmembrane transporter activity. NCBI's taxonomy places the organism in Eukaryota, Fungi, Ascomycota, Eurotiomycetes, Onygenales, Ajellomycetaceae.
AUGGCACUCCGGUCUGGUGUUUUGAAAGUAAGGCGGGCUUACUGGAGCUCACUGGAAGCCUUUAUAAAGACUCUCGAUUCAAUCGGGACCCGAGUUCCGGUUCUUUCUACCAUACGGCUUAAUUUUUUAUCUCUCCAUUAUGGCUACAUCAUCACCUGUUCCCUCGUUGCCUCUGUCAUCCUCUACGCGCCUGGGAACGUGACAUACAUUGAUGCGCUGCUGUUCGCUACCGGUGCUACUACCCAGAGCGGUCUCAACCCCGUCGACACCAAUCUUCUAUUGACCUACCAGCAGGUUGGGUUAUGGUUCGUUUCCAUGAUCACCAAUCCGAUCUUCAUUAAUACGUUCGUCGUUUUCAUCCGCCUUUUUUGGUUUGAAAGGCGAUUUCAACAUGUCGUCCAUGAGGCCAAAGCCUUAAGACGCAUUAAAUCAAGACAAAGGACUCUGACCCGCGAGGCUUUGACCAAAGAUCGGCGGGAAACUAGCCACAACCGAGAUCGAGGAAAUAUAGGGGUCCGUGGAAAGGAGAUAGUGCUUUUGAGGGAUAGUGGUACUGGACAGGCUCAGGGUUGUUCAGCGGCUCAUGAUAUUGAGAAGAAGACAGAUGCGGCUUCCACGUCUGAGAGCGACAGGUCACCCAAACCAAGUCCUGGCGGCGAGCCCAGUUCCCCUCAGGGGGAGGAUCAAGCUAGAGGAGAAAACCGAGGUGAUGCGGCGGAUACGAUGGAGCCUCCCAUAUCUGACAAAAAUGAUAAAGGUGUUGAGCUCGGAGCGUCUAAAUAUUUGAGCCCCGAGCAUCAUAUUGCGUUCCUAGCACAUCAACGGAGGCACACGUGCGCAUUACGUAUUCCGAGCCCUCGAGAGUACGAUAGAGGCGGAGUCCCACAAACAGUUGAUGAUGAUGCAGACGGCGAAGAUCUGACACAAGUACAGACAUCACGGUCGGAGUGGCCCGCCACUCCGCCUUGUACACAGCCGCCCCAAGAACACCAUAUCACCAUCGAUGAGCCUAAUGCUGCCCGGAUGCGUUCGAGAAUUAACCCUCGCCGAAGGUCAACCUAUCGUCCCUCGGAACCGGAUGCAGAUUUCAUUCCGCCAGAAAGGACGAGAAGUAGAACAUUUUCGGGUCUUUUUCGUUCUUCGUCUCAGGGUCCUGACAUUGGUUCAAGCCCCUAUCUUAGUUGGCAGCCGACAAUCGGCCGAAAUUCUGCGUUUGUCGACCUUACAGAGGCUCAGAGGAACGAGCUAGGGGGUAUUGAAUACAGAGCCUUGAAAUUACUAGUGGUGGUGCUGAUUGGCUAUUUCUUCUUCUUCCAUCUCCUAGGCAUUGUAUCUUUGGUGCCAUGGAUUCUGAAAACAGAAAGAUUCGGUAACAUUGUCAAAGAAGCAGGGUUAGGCCGUCCGUGGUGGGCUGUUUUCACCUCUGCUUCCGCCUUCAACGAUCAAGGAUUCGCUCUCACCCCUGACUCGAUGAUGUCGUUCUACGAUGCAAUAUUUCCACUUCUUUUGCUGAGUUUCCUUAUUCUCGUUGGAAAUACCGCAUUUCCUUGCAUGCUGCGAUUUACGAUCUGGAUGCUUUCUCACCUCGUUCCCUUCGGCAGCCCUGCGUGGGAAGAAUUGCGGUUCUUGCUAGACCACCCACGAAGAUGUUUUACCCUUAUGUUUCCUGGCGCGGCUACGUGGUGGCUAUUUGGAGUUCUUGUUGUUCUGAAUGGUCUACAACUGAUCUUCUUCAUUAUUUUAGAUUUGAAUAACCCGGAAAUCAAUAGGAUUCCGAUUGGGAUACGCUUUGUGGAUGGUUUUUUCCAAGCAGCAUCGACGCGGACGGCUGGUUUAGCGGUCGUCAAUCUGGCAAAUAUUCAUCCUGCUGUUCAGGUAUUCUUUUUGAUUAUGAUGUAUAUUUCCGUGUUCCCUGUUGCCAUUUCGGUCCGUCGGACAAACGUUUACGAGGAGGGCAGUUUGGGGAUAUAUUCCUACCCUGAUGACGAUGAAGAUGAAACGCUGGGCUCGAAGCAUGUCAGUUAUAUCGGGGCCCAUCUACGAAAACAACUAAGCUUCGAUUUAUGGUAUAUUUUCCUUGGGUUGUUCCUCAUCUCCAUCAUCGAAGUCAACAGGCUUGACCAAAAGGGCGAAAAUUCUUUCUCCAUGUUCGCGGUCAUGUUCGAAAUUGUCUCCGCCUACGGAACCGUGGGCCUGUCACUUGGGUUCCCGAACUCCAACACCGCGCUCUGCGGGCACUUCAGGCCCUUAUCGAAACUCAUUAUCAUCGCCAUGGAAAUCCGUGGCCGCCAUCGUGGUUUGCCAUACGAACUCGAUCGUGCUAUUCUGCUACCAUCCGAAUCCCUCAACCGGAAGGAAUCAAUGGACGCCAACAGACGGUUGAGACGUCGUGGAUCCAAUAUGAGCACCUUUUCCGUAGCCACACGGCAGCAGUCAAUGCCACGCGUGCCCCUCAAGGAGACACGAUCAUCAAGUGCGUAUCAGCGAGGCGGGUGGCUUGGUUCCCGGCCAGAGUCAACUUCUUCUCAUCAGGAAGGUGUUUAG